UUAACACGGCCUAGAAAUGCAAAAUGUACGUCAGUUACCUUCAAAUAUUCGUUGUCAUUGGAAACACUGAAUAUCUAUUUGCUGCUAAAGCUGCUUUCUGACAAUCAGACAGAUUGACCCUUUUACUUAAAAAUCAGAAGCAGAAGUCCAGCAACAUUGCAGAGAGCUGCUGGGAGAUGCUGCUGAUUGUGGUGCUUCUGUUUCACCGCAUCGUUACAGCUGGGGCCUGUCUGCAGUGUGAUCGCUCCAUCAGGAACAUGCAUGAGGACUUCAUCCUGUCUGCUUCCUCCGUAGAUGAACAAAUUACUUUGCAAAUGAUUGCCGACCAAGCCUAUGUCUCAUACAGGGAAACAAGUCGGAGUCGAAAGGGAGUCAUUGAUCCAACCACUUUGUACAGAGCCAAAACUGAGUACGAGAGUGAAUUCCACCGCUUCUUGAAUGGUCCUCAUGUUGGGCUUCUAAAAUACGAAGCCAUUGAGAUCAUGGAUAAAGGCAGUCAUAUAUUGGAGAAACACUUGGAAGCUUUCAUCCCUAAAGAACUUUGCCCCAACAAGUGUGGGCUUCUCAAUAGAAGAGUAAUGGAUUGUAUCUCUUGCAAGUACAAGACAUACAUCUGUCCAGCUCCGUCAGGCCAGCUGGACUGUGAUGUGCAUCUGGUGCAGGCAGAGGAGGAAGGCCAAGCGGUAUUGAACUGCUUCCUUCCGUGGCAUCGUUUCCUUCUGGGAAGACCAGAGUAUCACUACUCCAGGGCUAUUGGAGAGCCAGACGCCAUAAAGGACUUCCAGCUGUUGGUGGUGACACAAGACGCAUCUAUAGUCCUGAAUCAGCUUCAUUUGGAUGAGCAAGGAACAUAUCGCUGCUCUCUGCAAGAUGAAAAUGGAGCCGUCUACUAUCGAGCCUCUUUCCUGCUCACAGUCGAGCCUUUGCGUCUUCAGACCCGCCAACCCUUCGUCACUCUGCCCCCACUGGCUCAUGGCGUCUACUCUCCUACAGAGACCCGGCUUGUGGUACUCAUUGUCGUGGUUACAACACUGAGCCUGGCAGCGAGCGUAGGCUUCAUAGUUCUCCUGAGGAUGAUGAUAAAUCGGCAGAAAGAAGUCAAAGACUUGAGGAUCAAAAGGAAUGGCAAACACAGAAAGGCCACAGUAUGAUGUAUACAGUUUCACAGGACGGGAAAGGUUUCCUCACUUCCGUUUCUAGAUUUUACGUUGUGAUCAAAUAGAUUUUCCAGCAUGAAGUGUCAAGUCAUGUCUAGAAAUGAUGUGAAAGUUUGAAUGGGUCUUAGUGGGCUGGAAAAAAGAUAAGUCACUCUAGAGUUGUAGAUCUUGUUUUUAUUUGGAUCAGGUGUGAGCUGACAGAAAGUUGGCAGAGGAACAAAAGCAGAAAUUGCUCUCCACUGAGUUAUUUCAGCUGCACUCAGACAUUUACAUUCACAUAUGAUCUGCAUAAAUAACAUACUAAUUUGGGACUUUGAUGAUUUAUUUUGAACUCUGUUUUUGAGGGUGGUACGAGUCUUCAACAAAUAACUUCAGCUAUUUUUAAAAACAAGAAUUAGGUGAGUCACUUUGAUUUUGUAGAGGACCUUCUUUAAUCCACAGAGGGUCUAAAUUUUAAAUACAGCGACCAUCAGCAAACUCCUGGCAUAUUUCAGGGGGUGGGAGGGUUAUGAUUGUUUUGUUUCCUGGCACCCUGGAUCAUAUGUAUAUAAAACACAUUUUCAUAUAAUUGAAGGUCAGUGAUUUGAGGGACUGUCCCAGAGAAAUUAAGUCAGUCUCUGUUACUGACCCCAAAAUCACUUUUGGGUUAUUGUGCAAUUAAAAAACUUCUGGGUCAAGUUUCAACAUGACCCAAACAGUGAUCCAUAUGAAAUCGGUCAGGAACAACUCAGAAACCAACAAAGCAAAAGUCUCUCAUAAACUAAAAGAUCUAAAGACACCAGUGUUAAUGCCCAGAGCUAACCAAGUUUGACAUUAAAAUGCAUUAAAGGUGACCAAAGCACAGUAGUGACAGCAAAGGACUUUGGGACUGUUUUGCAUUAAAAGUAUAUGUGAAUAAUAAAGAUAACCUACAAAUCUUACAGUUUUACAUUGAAGCUUACAAACGUAAGAACAAAAUGCCAUCUGUCAAGCCAGGUGUUGGAAGCGUCAUGCUGUGGGUUUGGUAAUGAAGACAGAAUAACCUCUAAAAUUCAUAAACUUUAGUGAAGUUUAAACGGUGAAACUUUGACACAGUUGGAUGUUCCAGAGGAACAAAAGCAUUCAAACAUAUCAAAACUGCUUUAAGAAUUGGUAAAGCAGCCCAACAUUAAGCUCCUGGAAUAACUUUCAGUUCUACAGAAAGUGUGUGGACUAUGUAUAGAAGCCAAAUCCGUCCAAGCAAAUCAUUCAAAUUAUAUGAGUCCUUCUGUUUCCCCAAAAGGAGGAAAUUCAGACAGAUUUUUACCAGGAAACUGAUGAUGACUACACUGAAAAGAGAAAACAGGUGAUCAUAAAAUGUGUUAACUGGUCACAAGUAAUCAACUUAAGUUUAUGCUGUGGUGGCGCAGGGUUAAAGCACGACUCAUGUACGGAGGCCUUAGUCCUCAACGAGGCCAUCACAGGUUCGAGUCGCGAUCCGAUGACCUUUGGGAAUUCCCACUCUCAAACAAAGGUCAAUUGUGUAAGGAUUUGGUUUUCUCUGUGUUGAUUUGAGUUUGUCUGUGUGUUUAUUUUGGGUUUCUGUGUCUUUUGUCUACUUGAUGGUUCCCAGGUGUGUCUCGUUCCAUGAUUACCCUCUGUGCAUUUAAUGCCACCUGUGUUUCUGUGUCUUUGUCUGUCCUUGUCUUACCUGUCUGUCUGCUCACUCUGUUGUCUUCAGUUCGAGUCCGGUCACUGCCAGUGUGAGUCGUUGCCUCUGCUCACCUGUGCUGUCUGGAUUAUUGAGACUUUCAUCAUUAAAUCAUCUUUAUUCACUUCAA
This is a messenger RNA of Gambusia affinis (western mosquitofish), 2956 nucleotides long. RefSeq names its product izumo sperm-egg fusion protein 1. Gene Ontology annotation, molecular function: signaling receptor binding; protein binding involved in heterotypic cell-cell adhesion. The transcript has 11 exons. Gene Ontology annotation, biological process: fusion of sperm to egg plasma membrane involved in single fertilization; sperm-egg recognition; heterotypic cell-cell adhesion. Gene Ontology annotation, cellular component: acrosomal membrane; plasma membrane. Bases 177 to 1151 code for a protein of 324 amino acids. NCBI's taxonomy places the organism in Eukaryota, Metazoa, Chordata, Actinopteri, Cyprinodontiformes, Poeciliidae. The record is from RefSeq and is a predicted model, not a curated record.